This is a messenger RNA of Aspergillus calidoustus, 1053 nucleotides long. NCBI's taxonomy places the organism in Eukaryota, Fungi, Ascomycota, Eurotiomycetes, Eurotiales, Aspergillaceae. The record is from the annotation of a GenBank genome assembly.
AUGACGAAUUCGAGAUCCAAGGUUGAUGUACACGCUCAUUUCGUGCCGCCAUGUUGGCGUGAUGCUCUCGUGGCCCAUGGCCUGGAACGUCCCGAUGGAAUGCCAGCAAUCCCGGAUUGGGAUCUGGAGAGGCAUAUACAACUCAUGGACGUCAUGGGGAUCCAGAAAUCCUAUCUAAGCAUCACCUCGCCGGGCGUUCAUCUGGUGGCUGGAAACGACGAGCUCGCAAGAAAGCUUGCGCGGGACUGCAACAACUUUGCACACGAGAUCAAAAAGAGCAUGCCCCAGAGGAUCGGAUCGUUCGUAUCUCUCCCCUUGCCUGACCUACAAGGCAGCAUCCAGGAACUGUACUACGCCUGCGACACCUUGCAGGCGGAUGGAGUCGUCCUGCAAACCAACUACCACGGCAGAUACCUGGGUGACGCGUACUUUCAGCCCAUCUUUGAGGAACUGGACCGUCGCAAAGUGGUGGUGUUUAUCCACCCAACCUCGCCGUGUAGCCACCGCGGCAGCACAUGCGACAAGGCCGCCGCCGUCCCACUCCCCCAAUACCCAGCUCCAGUCUUUGAAUUCAUGUUCGACACAUGCCGCUGCAUCAUCCAUCUCCUCCUCAGCGGGACCAUCGCACGCUACCCCAACAUCCGCUACGUCGUGCCCCACGCGGGCGGCGCCCUCCCGCCCCUCAUCCAACGAUUCUCCGAAGCUGCCGCGCUGAUUCCAGGGCUGAGCUUGGACCCCACUGUGACCCCGGCUGGUGUCCGCGCGACCCUGAACGAACGCUUCUGGUUCGAUACCGCGGGGCCGACCUUUCCCGAUCAGAUCAGGAGCCUCCUCCAGUACGUGCGGCCCGAUAGGAUUUGCUAUGGUACCGACUAUCCGUUCACACCGGCUCAGGGCGUAGAGCAUCUGGGUCGGAUCAUGGAGGAGAGUCUGGCUGAUUUAAUGGAUGAUCCCACAGACUGGGAAGGGGUGUAUAGCCGCAACGCGAUGUGGCUGCUGGAAAAACCUGGGAGUGAGGAAGCGGAGUUCGGCGAGGACAAGGACUCUUGUUAA